AUGACUUUCGGUUUCAGUUUCCCCGAAAAUGGACAGACCACAAACGCCGAUGAGUUCAUUGGAUACCUCAAUUGCGCCACUCCCAACGGGGAGGGCACGGGAUGGUGCGGUCUCUCCUACGGCGGACCCAUGACAAACUCGCUCUUACUCUUUGCCUACCCUCACGAUGGCGAUAUCCUUACCGCCUUCCUUUGGGCUAACGCCCAGGUCGAGCCUGUCCCGUACGAGGGCGAGGCUGUUCUGACCCAGAUCUCUUCCAGCAUCACUGAGGAUGGCUUUACGCUUAUCUACCGCUGCCAGGGAUGCACUUCCUGGUCACAAGACGGAAACUCCGGUCAAUUGGCGACCACGUCUCCGGUCGCCGUUCUCGGUUGGGCCCACAGCACCACGAAUGUGAUUAACCCUGAGUGCCCCCGUGAGGCCCGGAUGGUCCAGCACGAAACCCAGAGCAUCUUCGGUGGCCAACUUACCAGCAACGCUUUUAAUAAUGAGUAUGAUAAGUGGGCUAAGCUCGCUACUAAGGUUGUCGAGGGCAACUGCGACGGCGGUGGUGAGGAGCCCACUUCCACCGCCACCGGUGAGCCUACCUCCACCGCUGCACCACCCACCGGUACCCCCGUCCCGGACGAGACAUACGACUACGUUGUUGUAGGCGGUGGUGCUGGUGGUCUCCCUGUCGCUGACCGUCUCAGCGAGGCUGGCAAGAAGGUCCUUCUCAUCGAGAAGGGACCUCCAUCCUCUGGCCGUUGGGGCGGUACCCGUAAGCCAGACUGGCUUGAAGGCACCAACCUGACUCGCUUCGAUGUUCCCGGUCUAUGCAACGAGAUCUGGGCCGACUCUUCCGGCAUUGCCUGCCCCGAUACCGAUCAGAUGGCCGGUUGUGUUCUCGGUGGAGGCACCGCCAUCAACGCUGGUCUGUGGUGGCGUCCCAAUCCAAAAGACUGGGACUUCAACUUCCCCGAUGGCUGGAAGGCCAAAGAUAUGGCCAAGUACGAGGGGCGUGUCUUCGGUCGCAUUCCUGGUACACGUGUCCCAUCUAUGGAUGGCAAGCUAUAUCUCGACCAGGGUUUCAAGGUUGUCGCUGGAGCACUCGACCAGGCCGGUUGGGAUGAAGUGAACGCUCUUGAGAAGCCGGCCGCGAAAAACCGUACUUAUACCCACCCACCCUUCAUGUUCUCCGGAGGUGAGCGCGGGGGCCCCCUGGCUACCUAUCUCGUCUCUGCCAAAGCGCGGAACAACUUCAAGUACUGGACCAACACCCAGGUCAGGCGUGUCGUUCGCUCCGGCGGUCACGUUACCGGCCUUGAGGUCGAGCCCUUCGCUGGCGCCGGUUAUGUCGGCACUGUCAAGCUCACUCCCGAGACUGGUCGCGUUAUUCUUGCGGCUGGGACUUUUGGUAGUGCUAAGAUUCUCCUUCGCAGUGGUAUUGGCCCGGAUGACCAGCUCAAAAUUGUCGCCAACUCUAGCCGCGAUGGUGGCUCCAUGAUCGCCAAAGAUCAGUGGAUCAACCUCCCUGUCGGAUACAAUCUCGAGGACCAUACCAAUACCGACACAGUUAUAAAGCACCCCGACGUUGUGUUCUACGACUUCUACAAGGCCUACGAUGACCCUAUCCCAGCUGAUGAGAAGAAGUACCUGGAUGAGCGCUCCGGCAUUCUCGCUCAAGCUGCCCCUAACAUUGGCCCGGUCAUCUUUGACGAGAUUUCUGGUGCUGAUGGCCGCGUCCGAUCCAUGCAGUGGACCGCUCGUGUUGAGCCCAGUCUCGGUGAGACUAGCAACAAGUCCAUCACCAUUAGCCAGUACCUCGGCCGUGGUGCCAAGUCACGUGGUCGCAUGACCAUCACCAGUGCUCUCAACACUGUCGUCUCUGGUAACCCCUACCUAAAUGACCCAGAAGACAAGAAAGCUGUUGUGACUGCCCUUGACAACCUUCGUGAAGCGCUUUCUGGCGUUAAGGGUCUGGAGUGGCUCCAACCCGCUCCUGAUGUCACCUCGCAGCAAUACGUCGAUGAUAUGGUCGUCUCAUGGAGCAACCGCCGUGCCAAUCACUGGAUUGGAACCAACAAACUCGGCAAGGAUGACGGUCGCCAGGGCGGUACUGCUGUCGUUGACCUUAACACCAAGGUCUAUGGCACCGACAACCUCUUCAUCACUGACGCUUCCAUUUUCCCAGGCAUGGUUACCACCAACCCCAGUGCCUACAUCGUCACCGCCGCCGAGAGGGCCAGUGAUGCUAUCAUAGCCCUUCCCGUCUCCAAGGCCCAGGGGCAGUACCAGCAGUGCGGUGGCAUUGAGUGGACUGGGAACAUGCAGUGUGGCAAGGGCUUCUACUGCAAGUCGCUCAACCCCUACUACUCUCAGUGCUACCCUGAUGCCUAA
Molecule: messenger RNA, 2379 nt
Organism: Fusarium oxysporum Fo47
Lineage: Eukaryota; Fungi; Ascomycota; Sordariomycetes; Hypocreales; Nectriaceae
Exons: 7
Coding region: 1-2379 (792 amino acids)
Biological process (GO): carbohydrate metabolic process
Cellular component (GO): extracellular region
Molecular function (GO): cellulose binding; oxidoreductase activity, acting on CH-OH group of donors; flavin adenine dinucleotide binding
Source: RefSeq, a predicted model, not a curated record